Molecule: messenger RNA, 852 nt
Organism: Aspergillus calidoustus
Lineage: Eukaryota; Fungi; Ascomycota; Eurotiomycetes; Eurotiales; Aspergillaceae
Source: the annotation of a GenBank genome assembly
AUGGUCGACUGGAUUACCCUCGCCGUUCCCUUCGCCUACCUAAGCGUCCUAAUCGGCUCCCUUGCAACAUUCUCCUCCCUCUACCGCAAGCGCAAAGCCAGAAAAGCCACCUCCUUAGAACCAUGGUUCCCGCCACACCUCCAACGAGAUAUUUACUUCUCCCUCAUGCAUCUCGACCCCGCGGCCCCGAAAGAAAAAGGAAGUGGUGAGAAGGAGAAGAAAGUACCCGAGUCUGUACUCAAGGCCGCUCUCCUUCGUCGCGCGACGGAAGACAUUAGGCGCGUCAUGGCCCUGCGGAGCCAGAAGCAGGCGCUUGCUAUGUUGCUCCAGCGUGGCAGUGUGGGCGAUGAUUUGUGGCAGAGGUUCUUGAGGGCUGAGAAGGAGAUGGAGGAGGAGGUUCGGGAUGUAGUUAGUGAGGCAAACGCAUACGUCGCAGGCUGGGGCCAGACAAUCUUCCAAUCCGCCAACGAGAUGGUGAACAACGCGCUGAUCCGCGAGCGGAUAGAGAAACACCAGAAAAAGGCUGAUGAGGAGAAGGAGUGGUGGGAGAAGAAGAAGGCUAGUAUCCAGGAAGGGUUCAUGAAGGAAUUGGAUGCCGAGAAGGGCGGUCCUACUACCACAACAACCGCUGCUGCUCCGGCAAUGGCGGCAGCUGUUGUUGGCGCGGAGGCGAAAACAGUCGAACCGGCUACUACUACGACGACGACGACAUUUACAGCUCCACCUGCGCCGACGGUCACGGAGAGCGACGAGGAUGCGGUGCUUGUUGAGGCAGAUGACCCGCCUGUUCCUGCGGCGGCGGCGCAAAAGAGCCCUGGUGGCGGGAAGAAGAAGAAGAAGGGGAAGAAAUGA